AUGGAUAAUAUCCGAUUAUCAUCAGACAAACACAACAAUGGUAAUGAAAAGGAUGUCUACCAGACAACGUCGAGAGCAAACUCGUUUGAUGUAGAGGAGCCGCUUCAUCUGCAAUCUACGAAACGAGAUCUUAAAGCACGUCAUGCGCUCUUCAUUGCCUGGGGUGGCACCGUUGGGACUGGCCUUUUUAUCACCACUGGCAAGACUCUUGCCACUGGUGGACCAGCGUUCCUCGUCGGGAGCUAUGUCUUUAUAUCCAUCUUGGUGUACUUCAUUCUUACAAGUGUCAUUGAGAUGGCCACUUUCCUCCCCGUCCGUGGAGGUUCUAUGAGCCGGUAUGGCAGUCUCUUCGUCUCCAAGAGUCUCGGUUUUGCCAUGGGUUGGCUCUACGUUUACUCUUUCGCUAUCCUAGUUCCAUUUGAACUUACGGCAUGCGCUAUCCUCAUAGACUAUUGGCAACCGGGUAUCAACAGCGCAGUCUGGAUCACUAUUCUACUAGUCUUGCUGGUUGUCCUCAACCUUCUUCCAGUACGAUUCUACGGUGAAGCGGAAUUUAUUUUCACUGGUGUCAAACUGGCCACCAUCAUCGGCCUGCUUAUCCUUUCAUUUAUCUUGUUCUGGGGAGGAGGUCCUGACCGCAAAAGGCUCGGGUUCCACUAUUGGAAAGAUCCUGGUGCGGCAAACACAUUGAUCUUGGAAGGUGACGCUGGCAGACUUAUUGCCGCUAUCGCGACUGUCAUCAGCAGUCUCUUGCCAUUUACCCUUACACCAGAGAUGGUGGUUGGAACAGCAGCAGAGAUCAAAGACCCGAUGAGAAAUGUACCAAGAGUCGCGAAGCAUUUCACCUGGCGCCUGGUUGUUCUUUUUUUUGGCAGUGUCAUCGGUAUCUCGGUCAUCUGCCCUUCUAAUGCUUCCUCUCUGACCAGUGGUAGCGAUGCUGCAUCCUCGCCGUGGGUUGCGGGCAUCCGCCAAGCUGGGAUACCUGGCUUAGACAGCGUCAUAAACGCUGUAGCAUUGAUUGCAGCUUGGUCAACAGGUAAUGCGUUCCUUUACCUAUCAGGCCGAUGUCUUCACUCCAUGGCUAUGGAGGGUAGUGCGCCUCGAAUAUUCCAACGCUGCACUGCAAAAGGAGUGCCCAUAUAUGCUGUAGGAGCAACCUCCUGUGUCGCUCUCCUAGCAUACAUGACACUCAACUCUUCCUCGGCGACUGUCCUAAACUGGCUUUUGAACUUGGUUAACACUGGCGGGCUAUUGUCCUGGGUCUGCUGUUCCAUCACAUAUCUUCGCUUUCGAAAAGCGUGUGAGAUUCAGCGAGUUCCCAAGUCACAGCUCACGCAGAGGUCUCCGCUACAGCCGUACGCAUCUUGGAUUACGCUCGUUGUGUUCAGCAUCUUGACUCUUCUGAACGGUUUCACAGUAUUUUUCCCGUCCCAAUGGUCAACUGCUUCAUUCAUGUCAGCAUACAUUGGUUUGCCAGUGUUUUUGAUCUUAUAUUUCGGUCACAGAUUCGUGUAUCGCAAAGAUGCUUGGGCCAUUCCGCCAGAGUUUGUGGACCUACGGCUGGACCCAGCAGAACUGGAAUGA
Messenger RNA from Penicillium crustosum, 1584 nucleotides. RefSeq lists its product as uncharacterized. Gene Ontology annotation, molecular function: amino acid transmembrane transporter activity. Gene Ontology annotation, biological process: amino acid transmembrane transport. Gene Ontology annotation, cellular component: membrane. The transcript has a single exon. Lineage: Eukaryota; Fungi; Ascomycota; Eurotiomycetes; Eurotiales; Aspergillaceae. The record is from RefSeq and is a predicted model, not a curated record. The coding region runs from base 1 to 1584 and encodes 527 amino acids.